AAGCAGCAUAUCCUGUGUAAUUGUAGCCCUUGACUUGAAAGAAAGGUCUGUCUUUUUAAUUAUAAUAAUUAAAGCAAGUUCAUUAGCAGGAAAAAAGCAAGGAUGGCUGAUAAUUCAUUGGAGCAGUUGAAAAAGUUUACUACAGUUGUAGCUGACACUGGAGACAUUAAUGCAAUUGAUCAGUACAAGCCAACUGAUGCCACCACUAAUCCUUCUCUCCUUUUUGCUGCUGCACAAAUGCCUGAGUAUAAUGAUCUAGUUGAUGAUGCUGUAGCAUAUGGAAAGCAAGCCUCCAAUAAUGUGGAAGAGCAAGUUACAGCUGCCAUUGACAAACUAUACGUCAACUUUGGUGUUAAGAUAUUGAAGCUUGUUCCUGGACGCAUUUCAACUGAAGUUGAUGCAAGGUUGUCCUUUGAUAAAGCAGCAAGUUUAAGCAAAGCAAGGAAGUUCAUAGAGCUUUAUGAGCAGGCAGGGAUCAGUAGAGAGAGAGUCCUCAUUAAACUAGCAUCAACUUGGGAGGGAAUACAAGCAGCAAAGGAACUGGAAGAAAAAGAUGGAAUCCAUUGCAACCUUACCCUCCUGUUUGCUUUCUGCCAGGCUGUUGCAUGUGCAGAGGCUGGUGUCACACUGAUCUCUCCAUUUGUUGGUAGGAUAUUUGAUUGGUAUGUUAAGAACACAGAUACAAAGACAUACGCUCCUAAGGAUGACCCAGGUGUCAAGUCUGUCACAAAAAUAUACAAUUACUACAAGAAGUUUGGCUACAAAACAAUUGUAAUGGGAGCUUCCUUUAGGAACGUUGGGCAGAUCACAGAGCUGGCCGGUUGUGAUAAUCUCACCAUCUCGCCAAAGCUAUUGAAUGAACUGCAGAGCUCAACUGAUACUGUAACACGCAAACUCUCAGUUGAAGAUGCUCAGAAGACCGAGAUGGAGAAAUGGACACUGGAUGAGGCAAAGUUCCGUUGGGAACUGAAUGAAGAUCAAAUGGCAACUGAGAAAUUGUCUGAAGGAAUUCGCAAGUUUGCUGCAGACACACUCAAACUUGAGGAGCUUAUCAAGAAAAGGCUCUUGGCAUGAGCUUAAGGAACAGCCAAUUAAUGACAUUUCUACUGAUUAGCUGUAGUUUCCACUAUUAUUGUGUCUAAUUUGUAUGUAGUUUUUAUUAGUUUUGACUCUCAAAUAAAGUUACUAUAGCAGUAUAGUCCUAGCUAUCAUGACUU
This is a messenger RNA of Amphimedon queenslandica, 1217 nucleotides long. RefSeq names its product transaldolase-like. The record is from RefSeq and is a predicted model, not a curated record. Gene Ontology annotation, biological process: pentose-phosphate shunt, non-oxidative branch; pentose-phosphate shunt; carbohydrate metabolic process. Bases 103 to 1074 code for a protein of 323 amino acids. Gene Ontology annotation, molecular function: transaldolase activity. The transcript is spliced from 10 exons. NCBI's taxonomy places the organism in Eukaryota, Metazoa, Porifera, Demospongiae, Haplosclerida, Niphatidae. Gene Ontology annotation, cellular component: cytoplasm; intracellular anatomical structure.